This is a messenger RNA of Salvia splendens (bonfire salvia), 789 nucleotides long. RefSeq names its product ubiquitin-conjugating enzyme E2 11. The record is from RefSeq and is a predicted model, not a curated record. The coding region runs from base 137 to 589 and encodes 150 amino acids. The transcript is spliced from 5 exons. Lineage: Eukaryota; Viridiplantae; Streptophyta; Magnoliopsida; Lamiales; Lamiaceae.
GUUAAUUAAGUGGGCCUUACUCCCUGAAUUCUAACUCUGUUUUAUAUCUCACUUUCCCAUAUCAGGGUAACUAAACACGCCCUUACUAUCGAUAACCUCCAUCCACAACCACAAGGCAAUCUUGUUCGAAGUAGUUAUGGCUUCCAAGAGGAUCCAGAAGGAACUGAAGGACUUGCAGAAGGACCCUCCUUCUGCCUGCACUGCUGAUCAACAUGUUGCCAUAACUUGGCAUGCAGGACCUGUUGGUGAAGACAUGUUCCAUUGGCAAGCCACUAUUAUGGGCCCUCCUGACAGUCCUUAUUCUGGAGGAGUUUUUCUUGUGAAUAUUCAUUUUCCACCAGAUUAUCCAUUCAAACCACCAAAGAUAUCUUUCAAAACUAAGGUUUACCAUCCAAAUAUCAACAGCAAUGGUAGUGUUUGUCUGGAUAUUCUCAAGGAGCAGUGGAGCCCUGCCCUCACACUAUCAAAGGUACUGCUUUCUAUCUGUUCCUUGUUGACUGAUCCAAACCCGAAUGAUCCUCUUGUGCCUGAGAUUGCUAAAAUAUACGAGAGUGACCGGACCAAGUACGAGAACACUGCACAAUCCUAGACACAUAAGUAUGCAACGGGUUGAAGUAUCUUGAUUUGCAGUUUGGCUGAUCAGCAUUGUUUUCCUACUGCAGUAGUAGUAAAUUUUAAAAAUUCUAAUCAUUUUACUAAAUAUCCUAACUUGGAAGGUCUGAAUUAGUUUUCUCCAAUUGGGUUGAUGUUUUGACUUUUGUGCGUGAUAAAUUAAGACAUUUCUAGAAA